Umbelopsis ramanniana AG is the source of this 3161-nucleotide messenger RNA. RefSeq lists its product as uncharacterized. Gene Ontology annotation, cellular component: cytoplasmic exosome (RNase complex); nuclear exosome (RNase complex). NCBI's taxonomy places the organism in Eukaryota, Fungi, Mucoromycota, Umbelopsidomycetes, Umbelopsidales, Umbelopsidaceae. The record is from RefSeq and is a predicted model, not a curated record. The transcript is spliced from 13 exons. Gene Ontology annotation, molecular function: endonuclease activity; 3'-5'-RNA exonuclease activity; RNA binding. Gene Ontology annotation, biological process: rRNA catabolic process. Bases 44 to 2671 code for a protein of 875 amino acids.
GGCAGAGCAGUAAAAUCUUACAGCUGACGACUUUGCUCACAUAAUGUCAUUAAGAGCGAAAUCAUUCAUAAAGCGCACAAAGAAGGGGAAUGUCAUCAAAGUCAUCAAAGAGCACUAUCUAAGAGACGAUAUCUGGUGUUCGUCAGCCUUAUGUGAAUCUUGCAAUCACACCGACGCACUCCUCUCAGCAACACCUCGGGCAACAGAGUCGUUCCGUACUCCUCAUUAUAUUGUACCCGAUACAAACGUGUUCAUGAACCAAAUUGAUAUCAUGGAGCAUCCAGCAAUCAAAGAUGUGAUUGUUCUACAAACUGUUCGAGAAGAACUUCGCCAUUUGAGCAUGCCAAUUUAUAACCGUGUCAACGCUAUUGUUGCCGACAAAAAUAAGCGCUUUUAUGCAUUUUCGAACGAGCAUCACAAAGAAACCUACAUUGAAAGAAUGAAGGAUGAAAGCCCGAAUGAUAGAAACGACCGAGCUAUUCGAGUAUCUGUUAAAUGGUACGCUAAUCAUUUAGCGAAUGGCAAGAAAAAGGCACCAAUCACUGUGGUCAUGCUUAGUGAUGACCGAGACAAUCGAGAAAAGGCAAAAUCCGCAGCAAUAAAAUGUAGCUCCGUUCGUGACUAUGUAGCUGAUUUGACGGAUUCUCCUGAGCUGGUAGACAUGGUAGUGUCUGCCAAGGAUGCUUCAGAAGCUCAAGCAAAGGCUGAUGGCAAGAUUGAGUACGAGGAACACUUGAGCCAGGUUCAAAUAGCAAAUGGCGUGAAGAACGGCAAAUUCUCACAAGGUACUCUCAACAUUAGUGGCCACAAUUAUCUGGAGGCUACUGUCAUGGCAACAGUGGAGGGGAAACAACAGAAUGUAUACAUUGUCGGUCGUAAGAACAUGAACCGUUCCAUCCAAGGUGAUACUGUAGCAAUUCAAGUUCUGCCAAAAUCCGAAUGGAAGAAGACAGCAUCUGUAGCGAUAGAGGAGGAUGAAGAUGAGGCCACGGAAAUGAAAGCAGAAAGCGAAAAUACUGACGGAAUGGAUGUUGACAAUGCACUUCCUGAGAUGCCUACGGCCAAAGUGGUUGGAAUCAUCAGAAAGAAAUGGAGACCAUACUGUGGUUUUAUUAGCAAGAAAUCUAUUCACGGCACAGAAGGAUCCACAUCGGCACAAAACGUCAUCUUCCGCGCCAUGGAUCGUCGAAUACCUAGUAUCAAAAUUAGGACUACACAAGCUCAUACUUUAGCCGGGCAAAGAAUUGUUGUAGCUAUAGACUCUUGGCCUACAACAUCUGUCCUUCCGUUAGGACAUUUUGUCAAAACACUUGGUUCAUCCGGUGACAAGGAGACGGAAACUGAAGUUUUGCUACUGGAGCACGAUGUUCCAUUCCAAGAGUUCUCCAAGAGAAUUUUGGAAGAUUUACCUGCAGAAGGCGAAGACUGGGUGGUGUUGGAUAAGCAUGUUCAUAACGAGAGACGAAGAGACUUCCGACAUCUCAAUGUGUGCAGUAUUGAUCCUCCUGGUUGUACGGAUAUCGAUGAUGCUCUACACGUUCGUGCUUUGCCAAAUGGCAACUUUGAGGUUGGCGUUCAUAUUGCUGAUGUUACAUACUUUGUUAAGCCGGGAAUGCCCAUGGAUGAAGAGGCAGCCGGUCGUGGAACGACCGUAUACUUGGUCGACAAACGUAUUGAUAUGCUUCCGUCCUUAUUGGGAACCAAUCUGUGCUCCCUGCGCUCAAACGUAGAAAGGCUUGCAUUUUCAUGUAUCUGGGAAAUGAAUGAAAAUGCCGAGAUAGUCAACGUUGACUUUACCAAAUCGGUUAUCAAAUCCAAGUUUUCCUUCACAUACGAAGAGGCACAAAAUAGAAUCGACGACGAUCGGAUGCAAGAUGAUGUCACAAAGGGCAUUAGGACACUGAAUAGCUUUGCAAAGAAGCUGAAGCAGAGACGAUUGGAAAAGGGUGCUCUUACUUUAGCCUCACCCGAAGUGCGCUUCAAUCUGGAAAACGAUUCUCAAGAUCCUGUGGACGUCGAAUUGAAAGAGUUGAAGGACACCAACGCUCUUGUUGAAGAAUUCAUGUUGUUGGCCAAUAUCUCUGUAGCUGAAAGGAUAUAUUCUAAAUUCCCUGACUCUGCCUUAUUAAGACGACAUCCAACCCCACCCGACUCCAAUUUUGAAGAACUUAGACGAGCUCUUAGUGAGUUCAACAUCAGCUUGGAAACUUCUACAUCUAAGGAAUUAUCCGAUUCUUUAGACCGAGCAGUGAUACCUAGUGACCCAUACUUCAACAAAAUGGUACGCAUUAUGACUACCCGAUGUAUGUUGCAGGCACAGUAUUUCUCGUCUGGAACGGAAGCUGAGCAAGAUUUCCGCCAUUAUGGUCUGGCUUGUCCUAUAUACACCCAUUUUACGUCUCCAAUCCGUCGUUAUUCAGAUGUUAUGGUGCAUCGCUUGUUGGAAGCUUGCAUAGACGCCGAUCUUACUUAUGGACAAGAAUUGACCGAUAAGAUGAGAAUGAAGGAGCUGUGCGAUAAUUUGAACUUUAGAAAUCGCAUGGCACAGCAAGCAGCCAGAAGCUCCGUGGAGUUGUACACCAACUUAUUCUUCAGGAACAAGGUGGUGGAGGAGGACGGUCACGUCAUUCGCAUUUUGAGAAACGGAUUUGUAGUCCUUGUACAAAAGUAAGAUUUUGAUUUAAUUAAUCUAUACUCGAGUUGAUUUGUUAGAGUGUUUUUUAAUGUUUCUAUGUCAUUCAGAUACGGUAUCGAAGGUGUGGUUUACACUUCCGGUGAUCAGGUCACUUCUAAGAACGACAUAGUGUAUGAUCAACACACAAAUUCUCUCACCUCAGGUGAUGCACAAAUCAAGAUAUUUGGAGAAGUUAAAGUUAGAAUUCAAAUCGACGGCGAUCUGGAAGGCAUGAGGCAGAAGAUGAAGAUGAGUCUCAUCAAGCCCUAUAUCGCCGGAUUCUCUGUUGAAGUUGAUGAGCAGGCUCCAAAGGCGUCAAGAUCUAUAGAAUUACCCGAUCACGUUAAGCCUUCUAAGAAGCUCAAGCUGUAAAGCCGUCUGCAGCUUUGAAUGGCGAGCAUAUGUAUUUACAUGUAAUAUCGUAUUAUUUUCAUUCAUCAUGAGAAUAAACUUUAUCCAGUGAGGGGCUUUUUGAAACGGAGAUGUU